GAGGAAGAAAACGAAAGAGUUCUCAACUCUCUCUCUCUCUCUCUCUCUCUAGAUUAUAGCAUCAUUCUCUCCUCGUGUGUCUCCUAAUCUGAAAACAAAAGAGCAUUUGUAUGUCAUUACUCUCUCUCUCUCUUGAGCUCAGCAUUAUUCAGCUUAGUGCAGUGCUGAUACUCUUUUGGUUGGCAUAUAUCAGUCUGUAGCAUUUUGGAUUAUAAGUGAUCUGAUCGGAGAUGUCGGAUGUUUCCGGUGACGGAGAUGCAACGGCGACGUAUCCAUCACUGACGGUGUCGGCGUCUUACAAGGAGAGCGGGGGAGGAAAAAGCUCGUCGACGCGAAGGCCAAUUAGGCCGAGCUUCGAAGCAGCGGCCGACAAUGAGCUCAUCACUCUGCUUCAUGGCUCGGAUCCAGUGAAGGUUGAGCUUAAUCGACUUGAGAACGAAGUUAGAGAUAAAGGUCGAGAGUUAGGGGAAGCACACGCAGAAAUCAAAGCGUUAAGGUUGUCUGAGAGACAGAGAGAGAAAGCUGUUGAAGAGCUUACAGAGGAGCUUGCCAAGUUAGGAGAGAAGCUCAAGUUGACCGAGUCCAUUCUCCAAAGCAAAAAUCUAGAAAUCAAGAAAAUCAAUGAAGAGAAGAAAGCAUCAAUGGCUGCUCAGUUUGCUGCUGAAGCCACCUUAAGAAGGGUCCAUGCUGCUCAAAAGGAUGAUGACAUGCCUCCCAUUGAAGCUAUUCUGGCUCCAUUAGAAGCUGAACUUAAGCUUGCACGAUCAGAGAUUAGGAAGCUUCAAGAAGAUAACAGCAACAGGGCUUUGGACCGUCUGACUAAAUCAAAAGAAGCUGCCUUACUUGAUGCUGAGAGGACCGUUGAAGGCGCCCUGGCAAAAGCAGCAAUGGUUGAUGAUCUUCAAAACAAGAACCAGGAGUUGAUGAAACAAAUAGAGAUCUGUCAGGAAGAAAACAAAAUAAUAGACAAAAUGCAUAGACAGAAGGUUGCUGAAGUGGAGAAGCUGACUCAGACAGUUCGAGAGCUGGAAGAGGCCGUUCUCGCAGGUGGUGCUACCGCAAAUGCAGUGAGGGAUUACCAAAGGAAAGUCCAAGAGAUGAAUGAAGAGCGGAAAACACUUGACAGGGAGCUUGCACGUGCGAAGGUUACAGCAAACAGAGUUGCCACGGUGGUAGCAAAUGAGUGGAAAGAUGGUAACGAUAAAGUGAUGCCUGUGAAGCAAUGGCUUGAAGAAAGAAGGUUUCUACAGGGAGAAAUGCAGCAACUUCGUGACAAGCUUGCCAUAACAGAUCGAGCUGCUAAAUCAGAAGCACAGUUAAAAGAAAAGUUUCAACAGAGGCUUAAAGUGCUUGAGGAGACACUUAAAGGAACUUCAAGCAGCAGCAGCACCACCACUACCAGAAACUUAUCCGAGACAAGAAGCAUGAGUAACGGACCCUCUCGCAGACAGUCACUUGGUGGAUCUGACAACUUACAAAGACUUCCAUCAAACGGUUCUUUUCCAAAGAAAGCUCCAAGUUUUCAGAUGCGACAUUCCUUGUCGAUUAACUCAACUUCUGUGUUGAAGAACGCUAAAGGAACAUCUAAGUCGUUUGAUGGAGGCACAAGAUCCUUGGACAGGGGCAAAGCACUCUUAAACGGACCUGGGAAUUAUUCUUUCAACAAGGCUUCUUCUGAUGAGUCUAAGGAUUCGGAGGAGAAGCCACAAAGUGAAAACCCUGCAGCAGCAGCAGCAGCAGCAAGUGAGGAUAGUGUCCCGCGUGUUUUGUAUGAUUUGCUGCAGAAAGAAGUAGUUUCUUUGAGGAAAACCUCUCAUGAAAAGGAUCAAAGCCUCAAAGACAAGGAUGAUGCCAUUGAGAUGCUAGCGAGGAAGGUGGAAACAUUAACAAAGGCAAUGGAUGUUGAAGCAAAGAAGAUGAGAAGGGAGGUAGCCGCGAUGGAGAAAGAAGUUGCUGCAAUGCGUGUGGAGAAAGAUCAGGAUAAUAGAGCCAAAAGGUUUCCAAAUAGCAAUAGCUCAUCCAACACCGCUCAGAUUCUUGCUGCAAGAGCUGCUGGACGAAGCAGCUUAACGAAGAGUACCCAGUGAGAUGAGAUUCCGAAAUAACAAGUUUUAAAGAGCUGUGGAUUGGUUUCUCUGGAGAGAGUUUGUGUACCUCUGAUUCCUUAUUUGGUUUUACUCUACUUUCAAUCUUUGUGUGAUUAUUCGUUUAUAUGUUGAGUUUGAUAAUAUAUGAGAUAUGAUUAAUAUAAAUGAUCU
Messenger RNA from Brassica oleracea var. oleracea, 2258 nucleotides. Its product is annotated as microtubule-associated protein 70-2-like. Gene Ontology annotation, biological process: cytoskeleton organization. Gene Ontology annotation, molecular function: microtubule binding. NCBI's taxonomy places the organism in Eukaryota, Viridiplantae, Streptophyta, Magnoliopsida, Brassicales, Brassicaceae. The record is from RefSeq and is a predicted model, not a curated record. The coding region runs from base 231 to 2087 and encodes 618 amino acids. The transcript has 12 exons.